Molecule: messenger RNA, 2889 nt
Organism: Cyclopterus lumpus (lumpfish)
Lineage: Eukaryota; Metazoa; Chordata; Actinopteri; Perciformes; Cyclopteridae
Product: torsin-1A-interacting protein 2-like
Exons: 8
Coding region: 677-2239 (520 amino acids)
Biological process (GO): membrane organization
Cellular component (GO): membrane
Molecular function (GO): ATPase activator activity
Source: RefSeq, a predicted model, not a curated record
UGGACAGAUGUUCAAAGUCUGAAGUCAACGCUUCUUGACGCCAAAGUUGUAAAUAUUGAAUCGUCUGUUUCAAGAGCCCCGAGGUUAGCUGAUAAUAUCUGGGGGGGGGCGGGGGUAAUUUACUGAAAUUGCUGCGCGAGCAAACAUUGUAAGCAAACUGAAAAUAGUAACUAACGUUAGUUAGCUAUCAAAACGAAAGCUAAUAUAUGCCAUCUACCGUAAAGCGUUGAUUAGCUAGCUAACGAUUUAAGUGACAUACGAGAGAUGCUGGUUACGACAGUUGGCAAGGCUUAACGCUACAUCUGUAAGGGCUGCCUUCGUGUAACUUAAAUAACAUACAUAAAUGUUAAGUAGUUAUUCUAGUUAAUAAUUCUUACCACACCCUCGAUCACAUCGCCGUGGAAUACGUCCAGUGUAACGCUUCCUUGUCUGUUUUUAGGUCGCCUUACGUGAGUCUCACCGACGAGUCACAAAUUUCCCCGUCGGAACGUGUGAGCCGCGGCAAGUGUUUCCACGGGGAUGUCUAAACGGGGGCAUUUCCGGACAUUGGCUGCGUCCGGUCUCGAAAUGCUUCCCCUUAAAUAUACAAGGAAGUAAGGGAAGCUUAUCUAUUAGUGAACGCGAUGUUUCGUCGUAUUAAUUAAUUGAUGUUGCCCUAAUCGCCCGAGUUACCGUAAUGGAUUCCAGGGUGUCUGAAAAUAAAGGAUCUCGGCCGUUGAGACGGUCGACGAGGCAGUCAUCGGGCACCGUUAAAGUAUUGACUGUUGAACCGACCAUCAGGGGUCCUCUCAAGAGAACCAGAAAGGAGUUAAAAAAACAAGCUCUGGUCCCAGCUGUCAAUGGUUCCGGCGAUGUGGAGACUGACUCAGACGAUGACGAUUCCCCGAGCAAGAAGAGCCGGGCAGAGACAGGGGAUGAAAGUGGGGAUGAGAAGGAGAUGGAUGUCCAGGAAUCGGUUGAAGAUCUAGAGAACAAUGAAGACCUGGAAAUGGAUAAUAUACAGGAUGCCUCUUAUGGAACUCAUCAACCAACAACAUACCACGGCAACCGUGGCGAUAUACAUUUAUCCCCACGAGUUGAUCUCGGUGUACGCCACAGAUCCAGUCUUGCUGAAAAUGAAGAAUCGGACUGGAUGAAAACCAAGAGUGUAAAACCAUCAACAAAGGAACCUGUAGCCCCCACCAAGUCUGCCACACAAAUCAGACCAUCAGCAAAAAGACACGAUGGGUUGGUCACCAGCAUGGCCGACUACAAGAGGAAGAUGGAGGCCAAGACCACUGGUAUACAAACAGUUAACCAUCACGUCCCACGUGUGUACCCAGCCUCAGAGAAAUCCUACACAACGCGACAAGGUUUUAUUAACAUUCCGAAACAAAAAGAAACAGCUCGGUACAAAAAACAAGGGAUAAAGAAAACUGCUGUUAUCAAGAAAAGCUCUGGAUAUUCCAAUCGCGGAUUCAUUUGGUGUUCAUGGUAUCUGGUUCUCCUGGUGCUGCUCUGUUCAACCCUCUUGCUGGCAUGCAAGAUCAUUCCUAUACUCAAAAAGACUGCAGAUGGUGGAACGCAUCCAUCCAGGGCUGUAAAGCCAGAAAUAUUUGCUGAUCAUUUGUCUCUUCUUGAGACUCAGUUCCCAAAUCAGCGGCCUGAGUUGUGGAGGAUGAGCAAGAUCCACCUGGAGAGGCACCUCCAAAAAGCAGAGCCCACUGAGCCGGUCAGUCUGAUCUUUACCGCAGGCCGCAGGGCUGAGAGGACACUGCACUGCCUUGCUCAGCGGCUGGCCGCCUCCUUCUCUUCUGCCCUUAACGCCUCCGUCCUUCACAUUGAUGGAGCCAGUAAAUCCAGCCAGGACAGCGACGAGGUGAAGCUGGACAUCGACAGUCAGUUGCGAGCAGCCUUUGAAGGAAACCAACCAGUGGCUAUCAUUCAUCGCUUUGAAGAGCUUCCUCCAGGCUCCACCCUCAUUUUUUAUCGCUACUGCGACCACGAGAACGCUGCAUUCAAGCGAGUGUUCUUGUUGUUUACUGUGCUUCUUCCUCAAGAUGAGGUCAAGGGUGACCAGAGUCUGAAAGACUUGGAGGAGAUGGUGCACGACUAUGUCAAGGAAAGGCUGGUGGACACUAGCAACCAAGCCAGUUUCAAUGACAUGGACAACGACAAGUACGGGGGACUGUGGAGCCGCAUCUCCCAUCUUAUCUUACCUGUAGUGUCUGAGAAGGAAGUAGAGCAGAAAGGAUGCUGAUGAACCACGCUAGCCACCAACGAGGAUGUCAGAAUACCACUUUGGACCAGCCUCAUCCUCCUUGGCAACGUGCAGGAGCAAUGAACCAAAGAAGCAACAUGUAAAUAUAACAUAUACACUUGAGUUUGAAUGAUUGACCGUUGUAUUAAUCUCUCUGUCAGAGAUGAGGUUAUACUUGCGCUGCUGUCUAAUCUUGAUUCUGUUUAACUGCUCUCAAAAUGUUGAGUUUUUACACAUGCAUAUAUAUUAUAUAGUUUUCCUUCUGAAUUCUUCCGCUUUAUUUGUACCCAUCUAAGAAGAGCUUUUUGUGAACGAUCAGCAUGGAUUACACUUGGUCUUUCUUUGGAACGAAGGAAAAAGGUAAUUUUUCAUGGACUUCUUUGUUUUAGGAGAAAAUGUAUAUUCCCUAUUCUGCAUCGAUUGGUGGUUUGCUUUGUUCUUCUGUUUAAUGUCCCCAUGGAGACGUGUGAUCCAUUGUUCAUUUAAUUCUCUUGUGUACACAAUUGGAUUUGCACUAACAACAUCUUUGCUUUAUCUGUCCUGAUUGAGAGUGCUGGCUUUUAUUAAGAUCAAUAUUUUAUAUUCUUAGUUUUUUCAGAAUGUGUAUUUGUGCUAUGUUGUCUCUUUCCUAGGUUGGAAUAUUAUUUUGA